CAUACUUCUGCCGACAUCCUCGUAUCCAGGAAGUUAAAUGCCGUUGCCAACAAAACAUGUCUGUGCCCUGAAGUGCAUUUCUCUCUGGAAAAUGUGCUCCCUCAUCUAAGAAUUUGUCGAAUGAAAGAUUCCAGUGAGAGAUCAGCUGCAUCCAAGACUCUAUGGUCCUAGUACAACCUGGCACAGCCCGGGUUCUGGUCACAGAAAUGAGCGGGUCAGGCCAAUUGAACCCAACCCCUGCUGCCUUUGAGGACUCUGACAUGCUGGUGGAACUCUAUCUCUCCCCAACAAAGCUGAAAUCGUUGAGCGGCACAGAAGACAUCUCCCAGGUCAGCUCCUUGGAGAUCUGUGUGGAUACUCGGGAAAACACUCUGGGUAACUUUGGUGCAUACUUGCCCAGGCUGCUACAGUUGAAAAUGAACAACAGUAUGAUAACGUCAGUCAGGGACCUGGGCACCACCCUGGCCCACCUGCAGGUGCUGUGGAUGUCUCGCUGCAGUCUGGUCGACCUGGAUGGUAUCCCUUCCUUCACCUCUCUGAAGGAGCUGUACGUGGCCUACAACAGUAUAUCCGACCUGAGCCAGGUGAGUAUGCUGGAGCACCUCCAGCUGCUGGACCUGGAGGGGAACGAUGUGGCUGACCUGGUGCAGGUUCAGUACCUGGGCCUGUGCAGCGAGCUACGCACCCUCACCCUGGAGGGGAACCCUGUGUGUGUGUGCCCGCACCCCAACACCAGCCAGACCGGGUACUGCUACCGCUCGGCCGUAAGAGAGCUGGUCCCUCAGCUGCGUUUCCUAGACGAUGUGUGGGCGGAGCAGGAGGUGGAGCGCGGCUCCAACAGCAGCUCCAUGGAGGAAGACUGGGCUCUGCUCAGACAGUCCAUCAAAGAACCCAGCAACAACCCCUCGGAGACCGCGACCGGUGCGUGCGUGCGUGUGUGCGUGCACGCGCGUGUGGCUGGAUCUGUACCACUAGGAGAGGGCAGCCAGUGUGUGGCCCCUGGCCAGGCCCAGCUCUGGCCAGCGCCCUGGCUCAAGCCUCUCCGGCUCCCGGCCUGUCAGUCGACCAGGGAGCUCCAGGCCCCACUCCUCAGCCGGGUCCAGACCCCCUUCAGCCGCUGGGGCCAGCCGCACCAUCCUCUCCCCUCAGGGCUCCAGACCCGGUUCUGUCGAGUCGGAACCAGAAGCAGUGGACCCAGACGCCAGCAUCCUGACACACGGUGCGGGCAAGAUCCUCUUCUGUGGGAACCCAGUGCAGGCUCUCCGCGCACGGCGCCACAAGAUGAAGACGGCCCCCCCCCGCGUCCGCCCGCUGCGCCCCCCCCCCUCCACGUUCCCGAGCACACGUAUGACCUUGAGGAGAUGGACGGGCGCGAGCGCUGUGACGUGUUCUCGGAGCUGCGGGCCUGGAGGGAGCAUCAUAACAAACGUCUUUUGGCCAUGGAGAAGGAGGGUUUUCCCCAGGCAAACACCUUCCUCAGUGAAGAUGACGAGGAUGAAGAGGACAGCCUCAGCAUUACCCUCGGCCUUGAAGAGGAAGAGGGGAAAGAGAUGGAGGGAAACAGAGGAAGACUCGGGUCAAACUCGCCAGACUCCUUAUUCCAGUCACCCUCUCCAGACCUGUUACAGAGAGAGGCCAUAUCUCCUGAGGUGGCCAGACAGUCCAUGUCCCCGGACUCCACUCCAUCACCCUCUCCCCCUCUCAGCUCCACAGCCUCCCCUGCUGGACAUAGGCCGUCGGGGAUCCGAGCUCGCAGGCUGAGGCUGAGCCAGGCUGGGGUCAGGCCUGCCGGGGCGGCUGCAGAGGCAGGGCUCAGUAGAUCCGACCUGGGGGAACUCCAGAGGCUCCAGGAGGGGAUGAGGCCCAGAGCCCCUCAGCGGCCCCAGACAGCACACCUCCCCCACCGGCCAGCCUCCAGCCCCCUGGGCUCUGGCCUCAGGGAACCAUGGAGAGAGGCAGGCGUGCCCACCGGGACGUCUGUCAACGGGCAUCAGCCAAUCAUCAUGCCCCGCAGGCCUCCGGAGGGGCUGGCCGCGGCGCGUCCUCGCACGGCCAGAGCGGCCCUGCAGAAACCUCCGCCGCGCCCCGCUCUCCAGCCCAGCAGAGGGAGCUCUCACCUAGACUGAGCUCACACGCUGAGGUGUGUGGCGGGAAGAGUGGUCAGCAGGGGCACUGACCCUGACCUUACAACAGAGCUGUCACUGUGUUCCCCCAGUGGAGCGAAACCCUGCUUUCAAUAUGAGAAUCUGUGGAAGGUGUAUGCCAUAAGAGUGACCCAUUACUGUCUCGGUGGUUUGGUAACCUGUUCACUGGUGUGACCCUUGACUCGCUGUAUCUCUCUGCUCUCUCACACACCUCUACUAAGAACUCCCAUACUUUGACACCUCCGCUGAGCGUCAUUACACGAGAACAGCUGUGUUUCCAGGUGUUUGUAGCUGAAUGUUGAACAUUGAGAUAUUUUUUUAUACCGCUUAUUUGCUCAGUUGCGACUGUGUUUUUGAAUUUAGAUGGUGACGUUUUUUAUUCACUCAGAUACUACCUUAAAUAAAUAUAAUAAUAUUGA
Messenger RNA from Hypomesus transpacificus, 2563 nucleotides. RefSeq names its product leucine rich repeat containing 56 (gene lrrc56). The transcript is spliced from 13 exons. The record is from RefSeq and is a predicted model, not a curated record. Gene Ontology annotation, molecular function: protein binding. NCBI's taxonomy places the organism in Eukaryota, Metazoa, Chordata, Actinopteri, Osmeriformes, Osmeridae. Bases 162 to 2126 code for a protein of 654 amino acids.